This is a messenger RNA of Brassica napus (rape), 1290 nucleotides long. RefSeq lists its product as uncharacterized. Bases 1 to 1290 code for a protein of 429 amino acids. The record is from RefSeq and is a predicted model, not a curated record. The transcript is spliced from 3 exons. Gene Ontology annotation, molecular function: nucleic acid binding. Lineage: Eukaryota; Viridiplantae; Streptophyta; Magnoliopsida; Brassicales; Brassicaceae.
AUGGCGUCUGAUUUUGAUUUAAAUGUUUCAGUUCAAAAUUAUGAGAGCGAUAUCUUGUUUGAUUUAAACGAAAUUCCAUCAGAAGAAGAAGAAGAAAGCGUUACCAAUGGCUACGAAGAUAUACCAAUUAGUCCAGGACAUGAUGUUGUUCAAAGUCAACCAAAUUUACCAAAAACCAGGAAAUUUUUGUCAAAUGAAGAAAGGUACGAGGUCUUCGGUGCUUUACUUGAGAAGAGCAUUGCGGGAAAGUUGGAAAAAAAUGUAACAAAAGAAGUUUCUCAUCAGUUCUCGGUGUCUAUUGCAACCGUACAAAGAAUUUGGAGACAAGCAAAAGCAACAGCUAAUACAGGAAAAGUUAAUGUAUCUCAUCGGAGAACGGAGAAUUGUGGUCGCAAAAGAAUCACGAUCGAGCCAACUCAAGUUACUGCUGUUCCAUUAUGCAAACGGACAACUUUGAGAUCAAUGUCUAUGGCUAUGGGCGUGAGUCUUACAACACUAUUUAGACGAAAGAAAGAAGAGCUUAUUCGACGUCAUACCAACAGCAUCAAGCCUUAUUUGAAGGAAGCCAAUAUAACAAGUAGGUUACAAUUUUGCUUCUCUAUGUUGGAUAAAAAUAGUCUACCUCAUGAACCCAAGUUUGUUGAUAUGUACAACAUAAUUCAUAUCGAUGAGAAAUGGUUCUAUAUGACGAAGAAGACCGAGAAGUAUUAUCUACUUCCAAUUGAAGAAGAGCCACAACGUUCGUGUCAAAGUAAAAAUUACAUUGGAAAGGUGAUGUUUCUAGCGGCAAUGGCUCGUCCAAGAUUUGAUGAAGAAGGAAAUGAGGUAUUUGAUGGGAAAAUUGGAAUUUUCCCGUUUGUUACUCUGCGGCCAGCUCAGAGAAAGAGUAAGAACAGAGAUGCUGGGACGUUAGAACUAAAAGCGUCAACUUCGGUCAAGAGAGAGGAUAUAAAAGCAUUCUUGAUUGAAAAGGUUCUUCCGAAUAUUCAAGAAAAGUGGCCAAAGGAAGAUAGAGGAAAGACUAUCUUUAUUCAACAAGAUAACGCAAGAACACAUGUUGAGUGUGGAGAUAAAGAUUUCCAAGAAGCAGCAUCAAAAACUAGUUUUGACAUUCAUUUGAUGUGUCAACCGGCUAACUCACCGGAUCUAAAUAUUUUAGAUCUUGGAUUCUUCAGUGCUAUUCAAUCCUUACAACAUAAAGAAUGUCCAAAAACCAUAGAAGACCUUGUUCGUGCAGUAGAAGAAUCUUUCAAGAAAUACUCGGCAGAGCAGUUUGAAGUUUGUCUCUGA